Ananas comosus (pineapple) is the source of this 714-nucleotide messenger RNA. RefSeq lists its product as uncharacterized. The record is from RefSeq and is a predicted model, not a curated record. Bases 1 to 714 code for a protein of 237 amino acids. The transcript has 3 exons. Lineage: Eukaryota; Viridiplantae; Streptophyta; Magnoliopsida; Poales; Bromeliaceae.
AUGGAGGCGAUUCUUAUUGCUUCUUCGAGCUCUCUCCCCGUUGGUAGGAGUAAGGUAGUAGUUUCUCAGAGAUAUCGGAACCAAGCUUAUCAUAGCUACCAUCUAUACUCAGAAUCUUAUUCGAAGCGGCGUUCUUCGAAAUCCUUCGUUAAACUUCAAGCUGCUGAACGUUUUGGCGACCCGAAAUAUAUCACGAACUAUGUGGAUAACUUGUCAAAAAGGCUGGUCUCGACCCUUCCUGAACCAAUCAAAGUAUUUCCGUGGAAAGAAGCUAAAAAUAAAGUUCUAGAGCAAUUGCUCGUUGUCGGCGAGAAAGCAUUGAAGUGGUCGUUAAUUGUUCUGUUUGUCGUUAGUGCCGCAUUAGAUUUAUAUCUAGCAAUAUCAAGAGACAGAGAGCUCUUGAUACCGCUCGGUCUAUUCGUAGGCAUUGCUCUCGCCGACUUCCUGACAGAAUCGCUGCACGCGCUUUUCCAGAAAACUACACAGGACGGAGAAUCUCCGAGGCAUCUUAUCAGCAUUGGAUCAUUCUUUGCGCUCAUGAAGAUCAUAUCUCUCUCCCUGAAGCUUCCUGGAAGGGUGCUUCUCUCUCAUGUAGGUAAUGGGGGGUUGAUGCAAGUGUUGUGGUCAGCGAAUAAGAUGCGAAAGAACGAUAAUUUCGAAGAAUCAAACGGCGUUUCCGAACCGAGCAGUGAAUUGGCUAAAAGUAAUGUGUAA